Aplysia californica (California sea hare) is the source of this 2165-nucleotide messenger RNA. RefSeq lists its product as uncharacterized. The record is from RefSeq and is a predicted model, not a curated record. Gene Ontology annotation, biological process: positive regulation of protein autophosphorylation; positive regulation of cell population proliferation. Gene Ontology annotation, cellular component: membrane. Gene Ontology annotation, molecular function: growth factor activity; growth factor receptor binding. NCBI's taxonomy places the organism in Eukaryota, Metazoa, Mollusca, Gastropoda, Aplysiida, Aplysiidae.
CCAAAACAUCGCCAGAUGACCCGACUUUAUAAACUGGCGGGCUCCAAGUUCUGGGAGUAACGAACAGCCUGUCCCGGAAGGAGAUGUGCCUCUGAAAUCUUCCGAAGUAAAGAAGAAAAGAAAAAAACCCAGAAACCAUUAUAUUAUAUUACUAUACUAUACUAUACCGAAGUGCUCGCUAGUGGAAAGAAAUUGAAAAACUUGCGAGAGUUGAUUUUUGUCUGAGGCGUUGAAUAGAUUAAUACACAAGAAAAAGUGACUGGGUAAUGGUAUUACUAAACCCAAGAUUACGCAUCGUUUUAUAUCUGGUACGGUUUUAAAACUGUGAAAGUUUAUGUACUGCUGAAAAAGAUACUGGAUCUCCUUUGCAAGCGUGAAAAGUUCAUCUUCAUCACAAAUACAAAGGACAAGGAAGACAUUUGUGUAUAUAUACGCCGGUUGUGAUCAAACACCAGCAGCGCCUGCGUUGUGAAGUUUUAUACAGUUUCUGUGAUAUUUAUUUUUUCCUUUUUUUCUACACCAUGACGACGAUCAUUAGACAGUUGGUUCUCUGUGCAGUUCUGGGAUGUCUGCUUGACACGGCUCACAGCCAGAUUAGCCAGGUUGCAGACACAGUCGGUGAGCCGGUCUCGACCAGUAGUGUCGUGGAGGACCCUGAGCCUGUAGAGGUGGUAUCGACCAACACAGUGGCAGAGGAGAACCCCAACGCCGCCAUGUCCAGGCUGAGGGGUGUGGCCACUGUAGGAGAGUUCCUCGACCUGCUCGUCGACCAGGAUGGCAAUCCAAUCACGCCUGAUACCAUUUUCAGCGAAUACGAUAGCGAGUCAGGAAAACAAGUCAUCCAGGGAGGAGGUCGUAUGGCUGAGCCAGACGAUUGCUCCCCUCGCAACAUGACCGUCAGGCUGGAGAUGCCCAACGCUGACCCGAAUGACGUCUUCUUCCCACAAUGCACGCGCAUGGAGCGUUGUGGCGGCUGCUGCUCUUCCCAACAUCUGCAAUGUGUCCCCGCCUACACCGAGCGAGUCAGCCUCAAGGUGUGUCCUUGAAAACGGCAGAGCCCACAUAGCGUCCGAAAUCACCGGUUUCCAAAACAGCACAGAUGAUUUCGACGACGAGGACACCUCAUCUCCAGAACCGACCACAACAACGACGACUACCACGACGACCGCGACAACAACCCCGACCGCGCAGGACGACCCUUGUGCUGCUAUCACGUGUCCGCGAGGCCUCCGUCGGGUCGCGAGGAACGGCGGGUGUUCCUGCCGCCCCAUCAGACGCUUCACCGGGAGUGGUGGACGUCGCAGGCCGGGGAUGGGCAGGCCGAGAGGUUAAUUAAGCAAGACCACAGACUGGAGGAGAAUGAGGAGGAGGAGGAGGAGGAUGAGGAGGAGGAUGAGGAGUAGGGGGAGUAGGAGGAGAAGGAGGAGAAGGAGGAGGAGGCGGCUGCUUACUGGUCAAGAUAUUCCGAGAUACCAAAGAAUUCAUGGACAUUAGUAAUAUCUGUUUUAGUUUUUUCUGGAUCUCAUGACGACAAGAUAGGCUGCAUUUUCUUUUAUUUGUCAAACAUAUAAGAGAAAAUCAAGCCAGGACAAAUAGUUACGGUUUUGAAAAGGGAAUAGACCUAAUAGUUACCCAAAAGCAUACAUGUUUGUUGGUAAGGAUACUGGGUAAUUUCAUGUUAUGUUAUUCUCAUUUUCAAAUAAGACAUAUAUUCUGUUUACAUUGCAUCUAUUUUUCUUUUAUUUGAAAGGAACAGGCAGAGAAAAUACAACAUAAAUAAACGACAAGAAAUCCUGAACACGAGCUCUGACCAGAGUACAUUACCACGAGCAUAAGUCGAAGAAAUUGGUAUUGCCUUUGGGGGGGAAAUAGGGACGCUCUCGAGCUUGGAAAGAGGUAUACAAAAGCUCGAAGGUUGGGAAUUGUAAAUAACGUAAAUAACAUUUAUUUUAUUUCCCCUCUGAAAACUAUGGUCAACCUGUCACUUUAUCUAUAUGAAAACGAUUUAGAUCUACAUAAAAAUAUGGAAAACCAUCACCUACUUCUCUGUGAAUGAGGUCAAGUUACUAUAAUGAGCCACAACCCAUCUCCAAUCCAGAACUUAGAAGGAACUGAGACACACUCUGUGAAACAGCCUCUCUAGAGUAUAGAAAAACAUUCAAAAA